Molecule: messenger RNA, 2818 nt
Organism: Oncorhynchus mykiss (rainbow trout)
Lineage: Eukaryota; Metazoa; Chordata; Actinopteri; Salmoniformes; Salmonidae
Source: RefSeq, a predicted model, not a curated record
AAACUCAGAAGUGGGUUUGACCAAAACCUUUCAUCACAGGUACAGGGUCCUAACAAGGUGAACAAGUGUAAGCAUCUUCUGACAGGGGGCUGGUUUCAUCAGGUCUGUGGCAGCCUUCUCUUGUCAGAAAACCAGAUAACCACGGUGGGAUCCGGACAGGAGGAGUCUGAACGUAGAAGCCUUCUGAUAGUGUCUGAAGGUCACAACACUCAGAACAGGUUUUAACACACACACAGAGGUCUCCUGAAGAGGAGACCUUACAGCUUAUCAUAAGAUCAUAUAUUAACACUAUAAGGCCUUGGUUUAACCCUCUUUACCUCGACCAGGGCCAAGAUGAAGUUACUUCUGGGAUUUUUUGUUUCCUGUUAGAGGACGGCCCUCUUUGACCACUGAGCUGGAGGACAUUGGUCAAUACCCUGUAAGUCAAGACAGUACCAUAUCUGUGCUGCAGCAGAGGUGUCCUCGAUGACGCUGGUGGACCGGGGCAGAUCCUCCUUGGUGACCUCAAUGGCCUGAUGUCAAUGUCCUGACUCCAUCCACAGAAUGCCUACGACAACGGCAACUGGAGCGUGGUUAUUAUUCAACAUGAAGGUCACCUGAGGAGGAAAGUGCAUUGUCUUUAGCAGGAGCAUCAGUGAACACGUAGAUCUCAGAGGAGGGUGGCGCCACCGUGAGGGCCAGCUGGGAAUUACAACACACACAUCAGAGAGUCAGACCACACUGGGAUCAAGUACUGGAACUCUAUGAUUUGAGGUCAACAACUUCUGCAACAUGGGUGGUGGAAAUCUCUUAAUUGAUGAUGUGACGAGCACUGAGAAGAAGACAAACAGAAUCUUUGUCUUGAUGUUGAUUCUCUGUCUUCACUUUGGACUGGUGAAACAGAACAAGAUUUUCCCACUGGACAUGGCACCUGAUUCCGUUGAUGACAAAUACGAUGGCUGCAGAGACGAAGCCUUUCAGAGGGUGGAUGACUACUACCUCCCACAUGAGAAAAACACCACCACUAACUUCAGAAGAGCCUGGGACAUGGCAGAGAAACAUGCAUCCAUUCCAACAGAUGGUCUGCAGAAAGUGCAUUCCGUCUCUAUGUAUUUGUACACAAAUAACAAACCCCAACCUCCUUUUGAAUCCAUCUACAUAGACUUCAACAAAGCAGUUAGACAAGGCAGGUAUGGUUAUGGAACAUCAUUCCAGUACCAUUCCCUGCACUUCUAUCUGACUGACGCCAUGCAGAUUCUCAAACAAAGUCAAACAACAUGUUGGACCACCUACCGUAGAACCAAUGUAACUUUUGAUCAGGAUGUUGUCAACAAAGAAAUGCGCUUUGGUUAUUUUGUCUCAAGUUCUUUACAUAAGACUUUAUACGAUUUUGGAGACACAUCCUGCUUUGAGAUCAACACAUGUUUUGGUGUUGACUUGACAUAUUACUCUGCCUAUGCAAACGAGGGGGAAGUUUUGAUUCCUCCCUAUGAGGUAUUCAAAGUGACCAACAUCCAGACAAAGUCAGCAGUCAGUAACCUGUGGUGUGAAGUCGUCUACACUCUAAAGAGCACUGGGAAAUGGAAGAGUGACCUGAAUUGUAAAGCAAUAGAUACAGGCUACUGCUACAUGAAGCUACUAACUAUGUUCAUUGUCACAAUAGUGUUCAUAUAUUUACAACACUAAAAUAGUUAUUUUGUCAGACAGUAUAGGCAGCAGCUCUAUAGAGAUGAGAUGAUGACAUGGAAUGACAUACUGAAGUCAUAAAAUAAAACCAAUGUAACAGAAAUAUUUAAUUAAAGUAAUGUGAAUAAAUGUUGGUUAAAACGUAUUAAGUGAUAACAAGUAAUGGUCAGUCACUACCAUCAUGGGACUUUUACUAAGAGUUUUAUCAUGUGUUACAUCAUUUAACCUACAUAACGCAUAGUGUAUUGUUUAAAAAAUAAUACAACUAUUUUUUAUUGUCAAACUGAAACCAAACCAACCUCAAAAAGCACUAAUCGCUCAGCACUACCUCCUAUCGUGGAACCAAAGUGUAUUUUGAGCAGUACAAAAUAUCACUUUCGGUACCUUCACUUUGAGCACUAUAGGCAAGAAAAUAGGCAGAGAUUCAUUUGGAGCGACAUCCUGCUUGAAGAUCUCCACGUGUUUUGGAGCUGACAUAUCACAUUACUCUGUAUUUACAGGAGAGAGAGAAGUCAUAAUUCCUCCCUAUGAGGUAUUCACAGUGACCAACAUCCAGAAGAAGUCACCAGAGAAUAACCUGUGGUGUGAAGUUGUCUACACACUAGUGGCCACUGUAGUUUGGAAGAAUUGAACAGCUCAUACAGGCAACAUAACGCUCUUUAAUUAUGUUCUGUAAAGUACUGAUCAUCCCAUCACCAAUGUACAACGGGAAGUCAUCUGAAACAAAGAUAUCUUUCUCAGCUCUCAGGUGUAAUGAUCCUGUUAAAUGGUUAAUCUCGCAUUACUUCCUCAGAUUAAGAAUACGAUUAUUUUUGUGAAAUAAAAAAUUGAAUGUGAUUUGUAAUUUGAUUAUAUUUUCAGCAUGUGCCCUCCAGCUUUUGAUAAAUAAAUAAAAAAAUUGAGCAUGAUUAAAUCCCAUGUCCUAUGUAUCCACUACCUGUACAUCAAUUAUAAAGAUAUGAAUUUCAUCUCACUUCAAGAAAAUGUGUCUGUUCUUAGGUCAUAAUUAGAAUGAACUACAAAUAUAUUUAGAUUUAAGGAAAGAUUCAAUGAUAUAGACAAAGGUAACCUGAAGCUUCAUUGACUGUGCAGUUGGGCAUCAGAUUGCUAUAGCAUAUUGAUGUGGUUAGCUGAUUUAUGUUCCAUAUCUAUC